Messenger RNA from Diplodia corticola, 426 nucleotides. RefSeq lists its product as uncharacterized. NCBI's taxonomy places the organism in Eukaryota, Fungi, Ascomycota, Dothideomycetes, Botryosphaeriales, Botryosphaeriaceae. The record is from RefSeq and is a predicted model, not a curated record. Bases 1 to 426 code for a protein of 141 amino acids. The transcript has 3 exons.
AUGAGCUUCGUCUACCGCACGAGCAACGCCGCUCCGGCCGAUUACGAGACUCCCCCCUUCCCGUCGCUCUAUUGGCCCUUCCCCGUGCGCGGCCACCAGGCUUACUACCUCUAUGAUCCUGGCGACGUGUGGCGCUUCACCUUGCUGUGGACCCUGAUCUUCUAUGGCGCCGUCCACAUCGCCACAUCAGGCUACGCCAUCAUCGUGCAGUGGCGCAACUGGAAGGUCAUUUGGAUCAUUCCUGUCAUCUUCUGUGUCAUAGGCGGCAUUGAAGCCGUCAUAGCCGGGAGCAUUGUCGGCGGGUUACUGGGUGGCGUGUACAACGCUGGCUAUUACAACAUGUCAACGUGGAUCCCUUUUGUCUGGGGGCUGAUCAAUACCUUGGUCCUCAUCCUGUCCUCGUUUGCCAUACAGGGCGCCCUUUGA